Molecule: messenger RNA, 619 nt
Organism: Capsicum annuum
Lineage: Eukaryota; Viridiplantae; Streptophyta; Magnoliopsida; Solanales; Solanaceae
Exons: 6
Coding region: 13-378 (121 amino acids)
Source: RefSeq, a predicted model, not a curated record
CCUUCAACAGCUAUGUCACAGAAAAAUUCUAUGUUGAGCAGAUAUGCACGUAUUGAAGAUCGUGAUGAUGAAUUUACCUCAGGCUCAUAUGUACCUUUGGAGGCUCGCUAUCCACGUGGUAGAAUGCCAAUGUUAUAUCGUUCAUCUUCUAAUUCAGUAAGAGAAGUUAUUGAGCAAGAAGAUAGGCAAUUAAAGAAUGAGCAUCCAAAGUUGACAAGUCAUGUUGGCAACCAGUUGUACGAUCCAAGUUUUGUUGUGAGGGGUCUGCCAAUGGAUCCUUACUUACGUAUGCUUAAGGAGAAUCCAAACUUUUUUAAAAUUGAAAGCAAGCUUGAGGCUGAUCGCAAGGACAAAGUGAAGAUUGAUUUAAACAAUUGAGGAAUAUUAUGUUGUGGUUGAAACUAUUUUCUUUUAGUUCUUUUAAUUUCGUAGCUAGAGAAGUGUUGAACUUCUUGUUAAUUUCAAAAUUUUUUAUUUCAUAGCUAAAGAAGUCUUGAACUUCUUGUUGUCAGUUUCAAAUUAUCAGUAAAUCGUAUUUCUUGAUAAAACUCUUCAAGUUUGAAUGUAAGCAGCAUGUUUCUUAUUUCAACAUCCUUUUGUUAUGAUUUAUAUUUUAGUA